CUGAAAAAUCUUCUUCUCCCUUCACAAAUCACUUUGGCUUUAAGAUUUGGAGCUCUCAUUUAGAGGGGAAUCAUAAGAUGUGGAGUUUUAAGGUGGCUGUGGUAGUUCUGGGACUGCUGGCUAUGGCGGAGCAGUCCAUGCAGCUGAGUUUGAGGCACCGUCUUCAUGGUGUCAUCAGAAAAAUCAAUGAGGAAGGACCUUACCUGGGCCUUGUUUUGGUUUCAGACACCAACGAACAAGCUCUUCAAGAAUCUAAUGUCUUUGUUCCCAGCAACUUCUUCCCAACUGUUGCAUUGGCUGGAAGAACGUUCCACGUUGGCAAGAUCAAGGGUGCUGAUGUUAUAUAUGUAAAGACUGGGGAUGGAUCGGUAAAUGCAGCUGCCACAGUGCAACUCCUCGUAGACACAUUUCAUAUUGAAGGAAUCGUCCAUUAUGGGAGCGCUGGAGCCGUUAACGAUUCACUCUUGAUCGGCGAUGUUGUUGUGCCUAGCCAAGUCGCCUUCACUGGAUCUUGGGAAUGGAAGAAGUUCGAGUCAAAGAAAGGGCAGCUGAAAUUCGGAGACUACAAUUUCCCAGAAGAAGGGAAAAAUUUGCUGGGAAGCAUAGAAUUCCAGCCAUCCACGUUGUACACCCCAGAUCAAAAGCAGACCAUCUUCUGGCUUCCCAUCAACUCAACCUGGAUCGAAACGGCGACUCAACUUCAGAACAUAGAGAUGCAACAAUGUCUGACAACAGACAGAUGCUUGCCCAGAGCACCAGAAAUUGUCUACGGAUUGAGAACCUCAACUUCUGAUAUAUACAUCCAAAAUGCAGCUUAUAGAGAAUACAUUUGCACAAAAUUCAAAGCCUCAACCGUGGAUGAAGAAUCUGCUGCAGUUGCAUCGGUAGCUCUGUCGAAUGAGGUGCCUUUCAUCGUAUUCAGGGGAGUCUCCAACACCGCCGGUGGUCCUACCGAAUACAAAAGCUAUGGAUAUCUGGGCUCUGUCAAUGCUCUGAAUGCUGCUGUUGGAUUCAUUGGCGCUGUUGGUAGCAGUAGUGGAGGAGCAGCAUCCAUGGCCAACUAUUGAGUGCUGUAAUCAUCCCAACGGUGUGUCGUUUGACGGCUUUGAUUAAUAAGGUUGGCCUUUGGCGUUGAGUGUAAUCGGAAGAUAAUGCGUUUUUGCUUUUGUCUUAAUAAAAGUCUCUCUUAUUUUGAUAGCAAGUUUCCAUGUGAAAAAAAAAAAAAAUAAAAAGAAAUCUCCUUUUUCUCUUCUUUUAUUUUU
Molecule: messenger RNA, 1262 nt
Organism: Manihot esculenta (cassava)
Lineage: Eukaryota; Viridiplantae; Streptophyta; Magnoliopsida; Malpighiales; Euphorbiaceae
Product: bark storage protein A
Exons: 6
Coding region: 78-1067 (329 amino acids)
Biological process (GO): nucleoside metabolic process
Molecular function (GO): catalytic activity
Source: RefSeq, a predicted model, not a curated record